Molecule: messenger RNA, 1116 nt
Organism: Oryza brachyantha (malo sina)
Lineage: Eukaryota; Viridiplantae; Streptophyta; Magnoliopsida; Poales; Poaceae
Exons: 4
Coding region: 146-700 (184 amino acids)
Source: RefSeq, a predicted model, not a curated record
GUGGACUUAUUCCACGCGAGGUGUGGUGGUGGUGGUGGCGGCCUGGUGGGAACCCCCGCGCCGGGCGCACGCCACCCGCGCCCUAUCCAUUUCCACCGCGCAGCAGCACGACGAGCUCGCGUCGCGCGGCCACUGCCAACCAGCCAUGCCGGCGGCGGCGGCGGCGGCGAGCGUCUCGCGGUGCGUCUGCCUGGGGCGUCCUCCUCGAGCGCGCGUCGGCUCGGCUGUCGAGGUCCUCUGGGAUCGGAGGAGGAGGACGACGACGGCGGCCUGUACUAGACGGCGGCGGGGACUGGUGGCCGUGGCGGCGACGGAGGGGUCGGCCAAGCCGUCGGGCGAGGCGGACGAGCAGGUGCCCUCGUGGGCGCGCCCGGGCUCCGACGAGCCGCCGCCCUGGGCCCGCGGCGAAGGCGGCGGCAGCGGCGGCGCGCAGCAGGAGCCCGGCGCCGUCCAGGUCCCCUUCUACGCCUACCUGCUCGCCUCCGCCAUCACCGCCAUCGCCGCCAUCGGCUCCAUCUUCGAGUACGCCAACCAGCGGCCGGUGUUCGGCGUGUUGAGCUCCGACAGCGCCCUGUACGCGCCGCUCCUCGGGUUCUUCGUCUUCACCGGGAUACCCACCUCCGGAUUCCUGUGGUUCAAGGCCGUGCAGACGGCCAACAGGGAGGCGGAGGAGCAGGACCGCAAGGACGGCUUCUCGUGACCUCUCCAGGUUUAUAUGUCAGGGAGUAUAAUGUCACUCUUGUAAAGACAAGAUAUGAAUCCACCUGGAUAUUGACACCUUGAGAAGAUGAACCGGCGAGGAUUAAUCGAGGGGAGCCAAGCUAAUACGAGUGGAGUGGAUGCGCGAAUUGUAGACUCUGCCUUAAGUUUCUUUUUUUUUCGUUUUCUUGACUGAAUAUAGUGAUUAUUGAGUGUUGCAAUGGAGUGCAAUUGCGAAUGGACAAUGCUUUACGCUCGCGUCGAUGUUUAGUGAUUUCGUCGAUAUUUUAGUAAUUUCAUUAUUUAGCUUUAGUUUAACGGUGAAAUCAAUCCGAUUUCAAGAUGCCUAACAUCAAAUCAAUCCAUGGUGAGAGCCAACGACGCAUGUGGCAGCAACAGACCUAGCACUACCCUUUU